CUGCACCGGUUACCAUUUCUGCUGGAAUUUGAGCUGCCACCUCAACCACCUCUUUCUUUCAGCCUCCUGUAAUUUGCCUACCAAGAUGGAUCACACACUAAUCGUUUUGACUCUGGUACUUAUUUCGGCAGGAAUACGUGCUUUAGCAGCGAAUUUCGACCCAGCAACUCAGAUUACGCUCUACAAUCAGCCGCGGUUCUUCAACUCCCCCGUUUCUCUCGCGGACUUCACAGUCCGACCAGACCCCCAGGUCGCAUGUUACAAUCUCCCCGCUGCUUUCGCGAGUAAAUUAGGCUCCGCGAAGGUCGUCUGGAGCACGCGAAUUGCGAGUGUGACGCGUGUCAGCUGCAGCACUGUCUGGUUCUUCCCUCGCGCCAAAUGCGCCGGUACACCCAAGGGGCUGCCACGGCCUGUGACUAUAUCGAAUGCGUCCUCUUCAGUGAGCUUCAUAGGUGUGUUGGCCCAGCCAAUGGAAUCAGCGGCAUCCAUCGCAUGCUCUUAUGACAGGAAUCCAUGCACCGUCCUCCCGUGCCCAGCCAACUCCACAUGCGCCUCGUACGGAAACACGGCAUACACAUGCCAAUGCAACCCUGGCUUCACGCGAGUCAACAACAACUGUGUUGACCUGUGCACUUCCAAGAAGUGUCCGCCCAACUCCUCCUGCUAUCUCAGCAGGAGCACCGCAACGUGCCAGUGCAAUCGCGGCUUUGCCCAGCAGCCCAACGGGUCAUGCGCCCCUGAGCCCAACCACGACGAGUGGCUGGGACUGCAGAAUGAGGCCCGGGCGUCCGUUGGCUCUCCUCCCCUCGUUUGGAAUGAUACCUUGGCAGCAGCAGCACGGGUGUGGGGUAUCAAGCUAGCCUCCACCUCCUGCUACAACACAACCCUGGAAAAUGGGGUCGCCUAUGGGCAAAACACCCUGGCAGCAUUAGGGUUUGUUCCAAGGGAGGUUGUAAACGUGUGGAUGUCAGGGCAGUUCAGGUACACCCGUGCCGAGUUCCCUAACGGCUGCAAGGACGGGCAACUUCGGGACUGCAUUCACUUCCUCAGGGCUGUGUGGAACACGACACAGAGUGUGGGUUGUGCUGAGGUGCCAUGCCAAGGAGACUGGGGCACUUACGUUUGCAACUACUACCCUAUGGGAGGAAUUGUGGGAUCUUGCCCGUUUUGACGAGACCAAUCUAUGUGGAGAAUUCUGCAUCUCGAAGAAUAACAGAGGGUCUGCUAGCAUCCUGGCCUGAGGCACAAGGUUCCUACGUUAGAUGUAGCAUGAUGUAUGAGUAGCCGUCUUUUCGACAAACAUGCAUUCAACUAAUGGGUUGCCCAUGAAUAAUGCCUCUCAUCUGUUUGAAAGCAAACAAUAUGUUUGUCUCAUUAUUGAAAAUAAACUCUCGUUUUUUUA
Messenger RNA from Closterium sp. NIES-67, 1402 nucleotides. The record is from the annotation of a GenBank genome assembly. NCBI's taxonomy places the organism in Eukaryota, Viridiplantae, Streptophyta, Zygnematophyceae, Desmidiales, Closteriaceae.